Messenger RNA from Trichosporon asahii var. asahii CBS 2479, 468 nucleotides. RefSeq lists its product as uncharacterized. NCBI's taxonomy places the organism in Eukaryota, Fungi, Basidiomycota, Tremellomycetes, Trichosporonales, Trichosporonaceae. Bases 1 to 468 code for a protein of 155 amino acids. The record is from RefSeq and is a predicted model, not a curated record. The transcript has a single exon.
AUGGCGGACACACACCGUCUGCUCGCCGGUGGACCCGGUAUAAAGUCGACACCCGAUAGGGUCUUUCCCCAUCCCAUUAUGAACUUCACAACAACGCCCGCAAAGAACAUGCUCUCGAUCAGCGCCACCCUCAGCAUAGCGAUCAACGACGAGCUGGAACGUCAGCGCAGCAAGAUUACCACCGAGUACGCCAUCCGCGCUGUCGAUGAGAUCAAGCGCUUCAACAUGGAGUGCACCGCGCUCCGCGACAACUUUAAGCACUAUGAGGCCCACACCGGCUUCGCCUGCGCCAUUGAGAAGCGCAAGUACAUCGACAAGCUCCGUGAGCUCCGCGAGCAGAACGUCUUGGCCCUCGAGAAGCUCAAGCGCGCGUACAAGGCUGAGCUGUGUUACUGCGGCCUCGCUGUUCCCCCUGACCUUGACCUCGAGGCGGCCGAGGCGACACACAAUAUCCUCCACCGCGGCUAG